CAGGAGGAGGCAUUUCGUUGACAGUGAGAGCUGGGCUGAAGCUGUGACUCUAUGGGCAGGCAGCACUCCUCCACCCCUCCAACCCAGAUCAGCAGAGCCUGAGGCAAGCUGAGUGGCCAGCUCAACGCUCAACCCGGCACGGACGGAAAGCGUGCUCGGGGGUGGCCUAACUUGGAUUCGAAAUCGGGAGCCUUCGCUCUGGAAUCUGGUGCUGAUGCCACUGUGCCACCAGCUGGCAACACAGAGACUCGAGCAGGGGCAACCUGACACAAGGCACAGGCAGACCGAGCGUCAGAGUUGGAAGUGCAAUGGCGGAGACUUCAAGUAAAACUGGAGGGGCUGGACUGUUUGCCAAGAAUGUGCAGAAGAGGUUCAUGAGAGCCCAAGAAAUGGUCCUCCAGAAAAUUGGCAAAACCGUGGAAACAAAAGAUGAACAAUUUGAGCAGUGCGCAAACAGCUUCAACAAACAACAGGCUGAUGGCAAUAGGCUCCACAAAGACCUGAGGGCGUACCUGAAUGCUGUGAAAGGGCUGCAUGAGACUUCCAAGAAACUGUCACUGACACUGCAGGAUGUGUAUGAGCCUGACUGGGAUGGUAAGGAGGAUCUACAGCCCAUUAUAGAGAACAACGACCUACUGUGGGCAGACUACGAAGAGAAGCUAUCUGACCAGGCCAUGCGGACACUGGAGACAUACCUGAGCCAGUUCCCAGUGUUUAAGAAGCGCAUCGCUAAACGUGGCCGCAAGCUGGUGGACUAUGACAUCUGCCGCCAUCACCUGGAAUCGCUGCAGAACGCCAAGAAGAAAGAUGAAGCAAAGAUCAGCAAGGCCGAAGACGAAUUUAUUAACGCCCAGAAUGAGUUUGAAGAAUUAAAUGCUCAGCUUCGCGAGGAGCUGCCUGAACUGUGGAACAGCCGCGUUGGAUGCUAUGUGACCAUAUUUCAGAACAUGUCCAACUUGCGGGAUAUUUUCUAUCAGGAGAUGAGCAAGCUGAACCAGGAUCUGUACUCGGUGAUGACAAAGCUGGAAAAACAGCACAGUAACAAAGUGUUCAUUGUCAAGGGCGUCGUCAGCAACCGUCGUUCGCUGAUCAUCUCCUCACCAGUCAAUCCUGCAAGUCGACUUUUAACGUCUUCAGAGAGCAACUUUGAUCACUCAUUGGUGGGCACUGGUGUCUCGAAAGAUGAAACCCCUCCUCCUUCAGCACCAUCCCCCACUGAAGUGUCUCCUUCACCGACAGAAAAACCUAAGGACGGAAUCCUCGAAGACUUUCAAUCACCUGUCAAAGCUCCAACACUUCCUCCUUGCUCAGAAGAAUCAGCGAAUGAUGAAACAACUGCUUCUCCUGAAGAUACUUCAUCCUCAGUAAGUGUUCAGCAACCCGAGAUGUUAAGCUCUUCCGAAGAUUCGAGGCCGGAGACGUCUGGUAAAUCAGUGGAUGACUCCCACUCCGAAAUGCAGAGAGCUGAGCUCGGCCCUGAAGGGUCUACAGAAACUGAGGUGUCCAGGGAUGUUCCAUCCGAGUCAUCUACUGACAAUCAUUGCAGUGCCUCACCUUCUCUCCAGACGUCAUCCACCACUCCUGUAGCGGCCGAUGAGGAAGCCACCCCAGCCUCUGAGGGCACAGCUCCAUCGCUUCCUACUCCGGCGUCACCUGCUGGUGAAUCGUUGGACUCUACGCAUUCUGAAGCCUCACAAAUUGAGCUUGAAAGUCCACAGCCUGCUGAAGGUUUAGCUUCAUCUGAAGAUCAACAAACUCAAGAGGUGACCGUGGGAUCAUGCCCUCAGGAGCUUGAAACCCUGGCGCCCGAAGCUAAAGGACCAGGUUCCCCUGAAACCUCAGCUUCUGAUGAGGGAAUUUCUCCGGCCAGCCCUGCAUCUUCUACGGCCUCAGCACCCGAAGACAUGGUCCAGGCUUCUUCUGAAGCCUUAACUUCUCCUGAGUCUUGUACAGCCAGUGAGGUAGUCUUUCCAAUGAGCCCUGCAGCAACUGAAGAGCCACAAGCGAAGGCAGAAGGUUCUUCUGAUGACGAACCUUCUGAUGCCCUCACUCCCCUGCAAGCCCUGGAGGAUGUUCCACAGACUAAUGAACCAGCCAUUGCUGCUUCUUCACUGCCCCAGCCUCUGCCCCGGAGCAAGGCUCCCAUGGCCACUGGUAAGGACGUGGUGGAAGACAGCGAGAAGGAGGCCAACGAGGAUAACGAUCUCGCCCUGCCUUCCUCAGACAGUGAGGGGUCACCGUCAGAUGGGAGCAGAGACCCUGAGAGUUCACCCUGCGGAGAGCUGCCAACUGGAUUCACGUACAAGAAGUCACAUUCUGUGGAGAUCUCCUUGAACAAUCAGAUCUGUGCCCUUCACACAGGUGAGAGUCAGACGCAGUCUGAUGGAAGAGGCACACUUACAAUGUGAAGAAGGAAAUAUCCUGCUCGUGCUCCCUUCCCAAGAUGCUGAGCUACAGUCUAGAGGCUUGCUGCUGGCUGUCAAGGAAGCUGACUGGAAUGAGUCGAAGGAUGUGGAGAGUUUGCAAGGUACCUUCCCAGAGGAGCUGACGGAACGUGUGGGCUGAGGGGCUUUGCCAGAGGGAGCCCUGUGCCUGCAACGGUGGGGAAUGGCCAGAGCUGCCUUUGGUCACUGGCCGGUUUGCACAUGCUGAGCCUUAGCACUGCCACGUCCCUCAGCUUCUGCAGCAGGUAGUUCACCUGUUCAGUCUGCCCUGCAAUAAAA
Molecule: messenger RNA, 2723 nt
Organism: Hypanus sabinus (Atlantic stingray)
Lineage: Eukaryota; Metazoa; Chordata; Chondrichthyes; Myliobatiformes; Dasyatidae
Product: bridging integrator 2-like
Exons: 15
Coding region: 309-2408 (699 amino acids)
Biological process (GO): plasma membrane tubulation; phagocytosis, engulfment; podosome assembly
Cellular component (GO): phagocytic cup; plasma membrane; podosome
Molecular function (GO): protein binding; phospholipid binding
Source: RefSeq, a predicted model, not a curated record